AUGCAGACGAAUGACAACGAUCCGCAACUAAAUGAACUUACUGAACGAAUACGUUAUGAAAUUCGAGGAAUGACUGAAUGGGAUAAACUUGGUAAGUUACUAAUUAAAAUUGGUCAAUUUGAUAGAGAUAAUGAAUUAUACGAAUAUCUCGUCGAUCGAUCACAUAAUGAUCGUGAGAAAAUACAUUUCUAUCAUCAACUUGAUUGGAAUAAGAAAAAAGAAAGAAAAUAUGAAGAUGCUAUUAUAUAUUAUGAAGAAUCUCUUAAAAUUAAACAAAAAAUUAGACUUCGAAAUCCUUCUUCAUUUGCUGCUACUUUUAAUGAUAUUGGAUCAGUAUAUGAAAAAAUGAAUAAACACACAGCAGCACUUAUGUAUUACGAAAAAGCACUCGAAAUUCAACGAAAAAUACUUGCUUCAAAUGAUCUUGCGUUAGCAUCUACACUCAGUAGAAUCGGGUCUAUUUACGAAGAAACAGGUGAAUAUUCAAAGGCCCUUUCAUUUCAUGAAGAAGCACUUGAAAUUCGACAAAAAUGA
Rotaria sp. Silwood1 is the source of this 534-nucleotide messenger RNA. The record is from the annotation of a GenBank genome assembly. Lineage: Eukaryota; Metazoa; Rotifera; Eurotatoria; Philodinida; Philodinidae.